Molecule: messenger RNA, 1257 nt
Organism: Oncorhynchus gorbuscha (pink salmon)
Lineage: Eukaryota; Metazoa; Chordata; Actinopteri; Salmoniformes; Salmonidae
Biological process (GO): protein polyubiquitination; SCF-dependent proteasomal ubiquitin-dependent protein catabolic process
Cellular component (GO): SCF ubiquitin ligase complex
Source: RefSeq, a predicted model, not a curated record
AUGACGCUACACAAGCAUUUCACUACACUUGCUACACUUGACAAGUGCAAUUCUGUGCUUGUAUGCUUCAGUUGGAGUUGCCUUGUGCGAUCAGGGAAGUUUUGGAGGGUGGCAGACUUUUCUCACCAUGGAGUGCUCAACCUUGGACAGGAAGGACUGCUGGUGUCCAACAGAGAGUUUGAGCUUUGGAAGGCAUGGUUUCACCACUACACCCACCACCUCAUAUCCUGUGGUGCAAGCCUACUCACCCUAAAAGCCAGCUUUGACCUGGGGGACCAGUGCAACAAGUGGGGGGAGCUUCUCUCUGACCUUCUAAAAAAUGUCCACUGCAGGGAUCUCCGCCAACUGGAAUUGAACUAGGCAUUCACACUACUGGAGCCACUGGACCUGCGGGUUGGCUCCAUUUCCCACCACAACAACAUUACCAAGAUCACGAUGGACCAGUUCACUAACUUUCAGGUACUACUGGGCAAACUGUCCCACAGCUGCCCUCGGAUCACCUAGAUGCGCCUGCAUUUUGACUGGUCUGAGACAUCAGUGUCACUCCUCACUCAGUUCCAGCACCUCCGUGUCCUUGAACUCAAGUACUUUUGGGUCUUCAAAGGCACUUUGCAGAUCCUGACCAAGUCACUGCCCAACCUUAAGUCCCUGACAUUGCAAUCGUACAUGCUGGAGUCCAUAUCUCUAGAGUUCCUGGAUGUAUCACCUAGUCAUGGUCUAGUCUUCUCAAGUCUUAAUCUGCCAGCAUUACGGGAGCUAAGGGCCAAAAAUAUUGCCCGUGGCAUUACUUUACGUCAAACCAGGCUUAGGAUACAGAGCAGGUGGCGUAUGUACCAGGUACUAAGAGAGGGGACCACCAAGCUACAGGCCCUCAACAAUGAGUGACUGCUUCCUGAUUGGAGAGAGCAGAGUUCCAGAGAACUAUCAUCUAUCCUCCAGCAGUCCUGUUAUUGCCUCCAACACCUGGACAGUUGGCUCUGGUAAACGAAAUGCUCAGGCUCCAAUCCAAUGUUAGCUGGAACAUUUUAGCUCAUUCCCUCACCAUUCCAUUGCACAAAAUUAUUGUGCAUUUGAUUUUUGAUACUUAUUUAAAAUCCUUAUUUAACCUGUCUCCUCCCCUUCCAUCUACAUUGAUUGAAGUGCAUUUAACAAGUGACCUCAAUAAGGGAUCAUGGCUUUCACCUGGAUUCACCUGCUCAUUCUAUGUCAAGGAAGGAACAGGUGUCCUUAAUGUUUUGUAUACUCUGUGUAUUUUAU